GCAGUUCCCAGAUGGUUCCCAGGGAGCCAUGUCAUGGCAGGAGAUUCAGCGCUUGUGACCUAUCCUGCCUUUGUGUCCUGUGAGGGACCAGGUUUUGCGCCUUUGUGGCACCACUUCCGCCUCUUGCGUGAGGAUGCGCUGCGUGUUGGACUGUCACAGGACGGGCUCAUCGAAUUGCAAGCCACAGCCACGUACAUCAUCGACCAAUGGGGAGAACAAUCUGUGGAGUUCGUCACAGGAUGGCACAAGGAAUUCUUUGAGCUGCGGGAUUCAAACCAAGUGGUGCAAGAACCCAGUUGCUGGAGAGAUGGCCUGUGCCAACUGCCUUUGCACACGCCUUGGCUGCUACCCUUGGCAGAUCCAACAGUGCAUGGCGGCUUCUGCCUGCACGGCUAUGUGGCCGCCUUGAGCUGCCUCUUACACCACCUACACGGACGCAUUGGUGGUGAGAACGAGAAGGCGCUCACCGCCCGGAUGCAAAAUGCCUUGGGUCCCGAACGAUCACUGGAACUGCUGCUGGAAAGUUCUCCAUGGAAUUUGCAUCUCAGCUCCGCUAACGAAAAAUGGAGGUCCUCACGGCAGCUGGGCCUGGCGGCGGAGCCUCCGCCGGUGCCAGCGAUCGACUUCACGCCAUGGGCCUGGCGGCCGCUGCCGAUGAAGGACUCUAGUGGCGCUGACCAGGCGCCGUUCCGAACGGCCUCCUUGGCCAUCGUCGGGCACCACGCGGGGAUGUCGCUGGAGCCGGCCAUGGCCAUGGCCGCAAUCUUGGCCGAGCUGGCGGAGGAAGAGAGGCUUUCAGUGUCCUUCUUUGGGCAGUACUAUGCCUGCGAGAUUCUCCAGCGGUGUGACCAGGACAGCCUCCAAGAUGUCUUUCGGCGAUGGAUGUUCGACCAGCCGCUUAGGGAGGCUUUGGGACGCACACCGGUCGCGGUGUGGCCUGAGCUCAGAGAAGCGGCGCAACGAGAGCCGCAGCUGAUGAAGGCGAAUGUGUGGAUUUGCACCGGCAUAUGGCCUUUGUGUUGGAUGCUUCAGAAGAUCUCCCAACAGCCGGUGCUCCACUACAUGGUGAACUGGUUGGUGGGAGAACAUACACCGCAAGAGUGGCACGUCUCUCUGAUGGCCGAAGCUGCACGGAUCGGUGCCGAAUCUUUCAAUGGAGGAGCACAUCAUUUCUGCACCACAGCAUGGGCCAGGCUGUCCAUUGACAUUUCCUACUUGAUCGGUCUGAAGGUGCCUCACGUCUCUGCCAUCGCCUGGCACACAGCGCUGCACGCCGGGCCGUCGCUGCGCUGGCGCCGCAAGGCCUCGAAGGCCUCGAAGGCCUUCGUGCCACGCAACGUUUUGAUGCGACGAGUGCAAGGCCAAGUCUUUGCGUCGAUGUUGGGCCACUUCAAUGCACUGCCCUGGGUGCAGCCCGUUGAAGUGGAGGUUUGGCAGGGCGGCUUCGAUAGCAUCAACCGCGACGCGGGCGAUCCCUGGCGAGGAGAGGUCCAGGGGAAGAUUUGGUGGAGCGACGCAGUGGAGUACAUGGCCGCCGUGUACUUGGCGGGGGACAUCACCUUGCUGACCUUCAAUGAACUCUAUGCCUUGCGGGUGCCCACCCUUGUGCCGGAUGUGGCAUGGCAAGCCAGGAUCAUGGCAGACAUGUGCCAGACGGGCAUCGGAUGGUUCUUCCCACACUCCCCGCUCUACCAUCUGGCAGAGGGGGAAGAGACUUUCGCCUUCAGCCCCUGGGGGUGCGACUCGUUGGAUCGUCUGCGCUACUGGUUGCAGACUGCCGAUGCCUGGCGUUUUCCUCACGUAAGCCACGUGACUUCCUUUGUGCAUCUCUACCAAACGCUGCAAAGCUGGCUGGACUCGGAUGAACCACAAAGGCUGAGUGAUGCGAUGGCAAAGUACCAUCUGGAGAUCUACCAGGAGUUUAUCCUACUUCCGUUCCCUGUUGGCCGCAAAAUUGCCGCAGCUUCCACUGCCCGAGGCGCCCAGCUCUCCCGGUGUGCUGGCAGCCUUGCAAAUCUCCGCGGUGCAUACCUUGCGAAGGAGUUUGAAGUUGAAAUUUGGCCGGAAAAGUGAGGGCCCAAAGCGGACCUUAUUCCAAUUGGCAGCGACAAA
Cladocopium goreaui is the source of this 2112-nucleotide messenger RNA. NCBI's taxonomy places the organism in Eukaryota, Dinophyceae, Suessiales, Symbiodiniaceae. The record is from the annotation of a GenBank genome assembly.